Diversispora eburnea is the source of this 2415-nucleotide messenger RNA. The record is from the annotation of a GenBank genome assembly. NCBI's taxonomy places the organism in Eukaryota, Fungi, Glomeromycota, Glomeromycetes, Diversisporales, Diversisporaceae.
AUGCAUUUCACUCCUUUUAUUUUACAAACACUCAUCAGUAAUGUUUCACUUGAUGAUGCACAAGCAUCUUCUCAAAGUACCUCUUCUUCUAGUGGAACGCGACUUGGUUGGGUAAAUAGAGAGAGUCGACUGAAUGCAGGUUCGAGACUUGCGAGUGGAAUAGGUUGGGGGAGUAAAGAUAAUAAUAAAGUAACAGUUGAAUCAGUAGAAGCUUGGGGAACAUCAGAUGGACAUAUUAUUCAUUAUGGGGUCGAUGAUCAAAUAUCAUCCGAAAAUAGCAUACCGAAUAGUUUUCAAGUAUCCAAAAUUCAUCUUGGAUUCGGUAAAAGAAUUGUUGAACGAAUUAUGUUAUUUCCUCAAAUUUCUGUGGCUGUUGUUUUAUGUGAUUCAACUUUAUCUUUUUAUUUAUUACCAAAUAUGGAACAAUUAUCAACAACAAAGUUCCCCUUCAUUAAAGGGGUAACUUGUUUUUGUCAUGAUGUAUCAAUGGAAGGAAAAGUUGAAGAAGAUGGCUCUGUCAAAAUUUGUGCAAUGAAGAGGAGAAUGAUUCAUAUUUAUUCUAUUAAAGAUCAAUGUACCGAAGAGAAGGGUAUUCAAUUACCAGACGGAGCGAUUACAGCUUGUCAAUAUGGACAAUUCGUUUGUUUGGCAGAUAAUCAAAGAUAUAAAUUAAUUGAUUUAAAAGAAAAAAAAUUAGAGGAUGUUAUGCCAUAUUCUGAAAAUAAGAGUGAUAGGAAUUCAUCUUUAAAUGAAGUAUUUAAACCAAUAAUUACAGUUAUUGGUGAUUCGGAAUUUUUAUUGACAUUACCUGCUGAUGCUGAACCAGAUCGUGGAAUGUGGGAACCUGUUCGAGGAACUUUACAAUGGCAAAGUUUUCCAAGAGCAAUUGGAGUUGAAUUACCUUACGUUGUAGCGUUAUUACGUAACAAUUAUAUAGAAGUUCAUAAUAUAAUGGAUCAACAAGUAGUUCAAAGUGUUCAACUUUCAUCAAAAUCCAGAACAAUUUCAACUGGUCCAGGAAUUAAAGUUCAAGUUGCGGGAUUAACGGAAAAAUUAAAAUGGGAAAAUGGAUCUUUCGAUAAUAAUAAUUCUAAAAUCCCUCAACAAUCGAGUACCGAACAAGCCAAUUUUUUGGCUACGGUUCCUACUCGACUUAUAAUUGCUGGUAGUGAAUCUGUUGAUGCAAUGUUGGACGCGAACUGUGUGGAAGAAGCUUUAGAAAUGGCGGAGCAGGCAAUAAGUACUGCGACUCCCGAAAAUGUUCAUAGUGAAAGAAUGCGUCACGAAUUUAAUUAUAUUCAUCAAAAAUCCGGAUUUAUUUAUCUCGGAGAAACUUUCUUUGAUUUGGCAGUUUCAUUAUUUGAAAAAGGGAAAACUGAUCCUCGGAUACUAAUAAGAUUAUUUCCCGAAAUGAGAGAAGUUUUCGUUGACGAUGAACAUGAACCAAUAUAUAUGUAUUCUGGAGUUAAAGCAGUAGCUGAUAGAUUAGGAAGUAUUGAAGAUAUUGUGUCUAGCAGUAUGAUAAAAAAUUAUGAUCCACAUAUCAAGCCGGACAUUGAUACAUCACCCGCCACACAAGAACUUCGUAAAGCUCUUAUUACAAAUGCUAAAGAUAUGUUACAAAAGUUUUUAACUUGGGAUCGAGGACAACGAAAGUCGACUUCAAAUGCACUAACAAAGAAAGAUAAAGUUAUUUUAAAGGCCGUUGAUAAUGCAUUGCUUCGUUUAUAUACUGAAUCUGAUUCGGAAGAUUUAUUAAGAAAUUUAUUAGAGAGCGAUAAUGAAUGUGAUUUGGAUCUAUGUAAGAAAGUAUUAGAAGAAAAUGAAAAAUUUUAUCCUUUUCUUAUUGAUCAAGAAAAUUCUGAUCUAGAUUUCCCUGAUGGAUUAAAACAAAUGUCUGAUCUACUUGCAAAAUUGGAUGAUCAAGAAUUGGUUUGGGAAUGUGCAAGUUGGGUUAUCCAUAAAAAUGAGAUAAUAGGAGCGACGAUAUUUAUUCUGCAAGAUGCAAAAAAGCCCCUUCUCGUAGAUCCAAGUACAGUACUUAAAGAGUUACGAUCAGUAGGAAAAGAAGGAUUAAAAUUGUUUCUUGAAUAUUUAGUGGAUACGCGUAAAAGUCAGGAAGAGGAACAUCAUACUGAAUAUGUAUUAUUAUCAAUACAAGAUAUUAAAGCGGAGUCACUUAAAAAAGAGACUCGUUUAAAAUUUGAUGCAUUAAAAUUCACUGAACACAAACAAAGUGGACAAACGUAUCUUUCAUUCUUAAUGAAUCAACCGAUGGAUGAUUCUUUUUCACAAGCACGAACAAAAUUAAUACUUUUCUUACAAUCAUCAAAUCUAUAUAAAGCAGAUGAAGUAUUGUUAAAAUUAAAAGAAGCCGAAAUAUUAAAAGCGGAAUUGGCCGUCGUCUAUGGAAAG